Adineta steineri is the source of this 672-nucleotide messenger RNA. NCBI's taxonomy places the organism in Eukaryota, Metazoa, Rotifera, Eurotatoria, Adinetida, Adinetidae. The record is from the annotation of a GenBank genome assembly.
AUGUCUCUUAAAACUUACAACAACAUCCUACUAUCACUUACAUUUCUUAUUGUCAACUUAUAUUUAGUGGUAGAAACACAACAGGCCAUUUCUGUUCAUGACAUUUCUCAAGAUGAAGUUACAAAAUAUGUAGACGUCGUUGAAAAAAGUAAUGGUCUUUUUUCAUUAGCUAAAGAAUCGUUUCACUUUGAUUUUAAUGUAUAUCGCGGUAUUACUGAUGUAGAAUUACCAACAAUUGGUGGGAAAAUUUCAGAUGAAUUAUUAAAAAACCUCGUCAGUCAAAUAGUAUUACUUGGAGAAAAUGGCGUAAAAUAUGCAAAUAGAACUUUGGACAAUGAAAAAGGUUUCAAAACAGCGUUUUUAGCAUUUCGAAAAGAUCGUGAUGGUAAAUAUGAUGUAGUUUAUUGUACAGCCAAACAAACUAAAGAAAUCAAUUGGAAAAAAAUUGGGUAUACAACUGUUAUUGCAGGUACUACGGCCUUAGCUAUGUCAGUGGCAAUGCCUGGUGUGGGAUUAGUAAUCGGAGGUUUAAUUGUUAGUGGAACAGCUGCUAUAACUGCGGGUACAGCAACUACUCUAGGCUGUUAUCAAAAUUAUAUGGACAUGCAAAAUGUUAUUCUAGGAUACAUUGGCAAAGAAUUAUCAGACAGAAAAUUAUUGGUGUUAACUUAG